This is a messenger RNA of Conger conger (European conger), 4415 nucleotides long. RefSeq names its product sorting nexin 29 (gene snx29). The transcript is spliced from 21 exons. Lineage: Eukaryota; Metazoa; Chordata; Actinopteri; Anguilliformes; Congridae. The coding region runs from base 527 to 2974 and encodes 815 amino acids. Gene Ontology annotation, molecular function: phosphatidylinositol binding. The record is from RefSeq and is a predicted model, not a curated record.
GUCAUGUGACCAUGCUAACGGUGGUCAUGUGACUUGAUGGUUUUGUUUUGCCUCUGUUGAGAGCAAUCUGUAUUUUUCAUUUUAAAGUCAUCUUGUGGUUACCUCAAAGAUCAAGGACGCUAAACUGGUCACUUGCCACUUUUUUUGCUGUACAUUGUCUCCACCAAUGUAUGUUGCUGCCUCGCUAACGAUAGUCUGUAGACUUCAAAACCGCUGUUACACUCACAGAUGAAGAGGCCUUUCUGAAUUCAGAAACAGGAGUUCAUAGAAACUCGGCGGCACAUAAUAGCAAAUUGUGGCAUUGCGACAGACUGUUCUGCGCUGCACCUCUGUAUAUUCUCCGCUUCAAUGUAUUUAUUGAUUGUAAGACAAUACUGAAUGUUAUUCCAAACUGCAGCAAACGUAGGUUUCGCUCAGCCACGAAGAGUGCAGGAAAGAACUGUAUACCAGGCCAGCUAGCUGGCAAGCUAGCCAUCUUCAUGGUGAGGAAUAAAUUGAUUGAUAAAAUCUGAAUUGGACUGGCAGAAUGAACGGUACACAGCAAAAUGACACAAAAAGGCAGCAUCUACUCGAGAGGCUGUUGGAUGCGGUUAAACAGUGCCAAAUCCGCUUUGGGGGAAGAAAGGAGAUUGCCUCAGACUUAGACAGCAGGGUGAUCUGUUUGUGUGCGCAGUUCGAAGCCGUCCUCCAGCAUGGGCUGAGGAAGAGCCGGGGCCUGGCCCUCACCGCCGCUGCCCUCAAGCAGGCCGCCGGUUUCUCCAGCAAGGCUGAAGCAGAGCUCUCCUUCUGGUUCUACGUGAAGGAGCACUUGAACCGGCACGAGCUGCAGCGCUUCUACUCCCUGCGGCACAUCUCGUCAGAGCUGGGCCGCGGCCGGGCGUGGCUGCGCUGCGCGCUGAACGAACACUCCCUGGAGCGCUACCUGCACACGCUGCUGGCUGACCGCACACGCCUCGGUACAUUUUAUGAAGACUGGGCGUUCAUCCUGGAUGAAGAGCGAGCCAGUAUGUUACCCACUAUGGCUGCAGGACUGAACUCCAUCCUUUUCGCCAUCAACAUCGAUAACACGGACCUGAACGGACAGAACCGGACGGGGCCCUCAGUGUCCAACCUGCUGAAGGAGUCCACGCAGGGCGUGAGCAGCCUCUGGAAGGAGUCCACUCAGGGGGUCAGCACGCUCCUGCGGGAGAUCAGCACCGCCACCUCAGUGGUGCCGGGGUUCAGCCCCCGCCCUGACUGCCACUCCGAUCCACUGCCUGUGCUACCCCGCAGCACCUCUGCAGACUCCGGCUUGAGGAAAGAGCGGAGUCGGAGGAAAAAGAAAGUCACCAACAUCAUCUCCUUUGACGAUGAGGAGGAUGGGGGCGCAGAAGACGAAGAGGAGGACAUGGGACACAGUCUGCGGAAGUGCGGGGCCCCUCACGGGAGCUCAGAGGAGGCCCUGGAUCACCACUUUCCCUCGCACACGCAAAACGGCGUGCUGGAAACCGGCAUCGUCAGCUGGGGACGGGACCACGCCCAUAACGGGGCGCCCAUCGACUCCAAGAGCGUCGACAACGAAGAGGAGGACGAAGACGUGUACGGCAAGAGCCGGCCGGAGCCAGAGGAAGAGCAGGGCGGCACGGAACAGGUGGUGGUGGGGAGCUUGUCGAGCGUGUCCACCUGGAGCCCCCUGCAGAUGAUCAACGACAACGACAGCUCAGACCUCCUCAUCCCCCUGGCCUCCACAGACUCCUACUCCCAGACCGAGAACUCUGCGGAGCCCCUGGACCGAGGGGAAGCUGAGAGCAGCGGGGCUGCGACUGACCCCACGCAGACACAACCCCCACUGCAGUUCAAUAUGGAGCCCAGCCCCCCUGUCCAGAGUGCCCCCCUGAGCACCAUGCUGCCCACCCCAGGCCUCCCGGAGUCCAUGACCGUGGUUGAACUACGUCAGGCCAUAGUAGCCAUGAUGAACAGGAAAGAUGAGCUUGAGGAGCAGAACACGUCUCUGCGGGGCCUGUUGGACGGGGAGAUGGAACACUCGGCUGGGCUUCGGCAGGAAGUUGACGGUCUGAAGAAGCGUCUGGGCGAGCUGGAGGAGCGACACACGGCCAAAGUGCAGGCCCUCGCCAGGGAGAAUGAGGUGCUGAAAGUCCAGCUGAAGAAGUAUGUGGGUGCGGUGCAGAUGCUGAAGAGAGAGGGAGGCCAGAGCAACCACGCUCUUCCCCAGCUGAGAAACUGUGACGGCCCCCCUCUGGCCCCUCAGCCCAAGUCGGUGGGUGACGUGGAGGAGCUGGCCUCCAGCUACGAGCGUAAGCUGAUCGAGGUGGCCGAGAUGCACGGGGAGCUGAUCGAGUUUAAUGAACGACUCUACCGUUCGCUCAUGGCCAAGGACCACCUGAUCAGCCAGAUGAGGCAGGAGCUCAUCGACCUGCGGGGCCCAGUUCCAGGCGACUUGAGCCAGACUUCUGAUGACCCCAGUUUAUCGGAUUUCGAGACGGCUCACCGCGCCCUCAUCAACGUGUGGAUCCCCUCCGUCUUCCUCCGGGGCCGGGCGGCUAAUGCCUACCACGUUUACCAGGUGUACAUCAGGAUUCUGGAUAACGAGUGGAACGUGUACAGGCGCUACAGCGACUUCCGCACACUGCACGGCCGUCUGAGGUCACAGUUCCCCCAGGUGGACACCUUCAACUUCCCACCCAAGAAAGCCAUAGGAAACAAGGAUGCCAAGUUUGUGGAGGAGCGGCGUAAACAGCUUCAGUGUUAUCUGCGCGUCGUCAUGAACAAGCUGAUUCAGACCCUGCCCGAGUUCUCUGCCAGCCCGACCAAGGAAACCCUGCUGCAGCUUCUGCCUUUCUGCCAGGACGCCCCGCAGGCUAACGAAAGCGGAAGCAAACCCAGCCGCUCCAGAGUGUCCUCCAGGUUUCCCAAACUGGGCCGCAGCCAGAACCGGGAAUCGCGGAACCCCGAACCGCAGAGCGGGGACCUUUGACCUCUCGACCAUCGGGCCAGGAGUAGAGACGAGACCUGAGAUCCACCACGGACCCUGUUGCAGAGAGUUGGUGGAGCGAGGGAGAGGGGGAGGGCAGGAUGCUGCCCUAUUUCCUCAGUUGCUGAUGUAUGCCGUCGUCUGACUUUCAUGGAAGGAAAUCCAGCUCCCUUCUCAUUCCAGGAUGAUUGAAUGACCACAGAGAAAGACUAACAGGAUGUAGGACAGAAAUAGACGGAAGAUGGGUUUUACACAAUUUUAUUGAAUUUUGUGGAGAAAUGUUAUUAAUCAUUGUGCCUACAGCAGAUUUUUUUCAGGUUUUCUUUUUUGCUCAGACAAAAGAGGGCCUCACUCUUGCUGUGCUAAUUUUUUAAACUAAACUGAACUUUAUAUUGUGGUGCCAAAUGGAAACAGCCCCUAUCCAGUUCCCUGCAGGAAAACGGUGUCAAGAACUCGUCCUUUCAUUUCUGCAAAGCUGAGAUUGUUCAGGUCUGUUAGGCACAAAUGAUCAUGUAACUUUAUCUAAUGAAUUUAUCAAAAAAUGAUAGUCUGGCCUGGUGGGUCCUUAUCUGGAUCUUGCAGUUUCAAAAGUUGCGAUAGUGAUAUACUGUAGCAAGAAAAAAAAGUGAUACAUUUAUCGUGGAUGAAUGUUUUAUGGUGGAAAAAACUUGAAAAGGCUGCUUGGAGUCUGAAAUGCAUGUUAAGGAAAGUACUCCUCCUUGUGUGGUUUGUGUGCGGCACUGUGCACAAUGAGACAGCAGAGGGCUGAACAGACCCUGUGUUUAUGAAUCUACCUUGUUGAGUAAUAUGUACAGUAUAUAGCCGGGGAAGAGGACCAGUAAUCAUAGUUCGUGGUAUCAGCUGUGAUUGGACUGUAAAUGUUAGAGGCACUGUACUGGCAUCAAUAGGGGAAGCUGCUGGAAGUUGUUCAGAUUAAACAUUUGUGUGCUCAUUAUUUCUAAGGACAACCGUAAAGUCUUAAAGAAACACAUAAUAUAGUGCAUUAUGUUUACUAAUGGCAGUUUAGCACAUUGACACUUAACCUUAGAACACAAUCAUAAACAGUAGACAAUGAAAUCAUUACACAGACUGUUGUAACCUUAAAAUACAUGGUUCCUUAUCCAAAUAAUAGCUAUUCUCAUUAUACACAGAUACGUCUAUUUCCUGUCAGUAAAUAGCAAGUGUUUGUCUGUUCACCUAUCUGUACCUGCAUCCUUAAGGCAAAACUUCAGACAUUACCUGUAAUAACCGCACAUGUAAUCUUUAAUGUUGCCAUUUAAAUACCACUAAUGUGUUGACUUUCACUUGCAAUCCAGGGUGACCUGUAGCAAUUUAUUCUUAUCAGCUACUGCCUUCUGUUGGCUUCACAUGUAAUCACUGUCUGUAUUAGCAAUGCAGUUGGCCUUCAAAUGAAUACAAAAAUAAACAUGCAGUUGGAGAAAAA